AUGCAAAAACCUCUUGGUUCUCCUAUUGAUAAAAAAUCAAUGAUGCAAAGAAACAAUAUGUCUUUAAGAAAUUUGGCAGAAAAAUCAAUAUUUGCCAAACAAUAACUCAGUAAGUAAAGAAGAUAAAUGAUCGUUUAGAAAAAGAAGUCAAUCCAUUAAUCUAUAAUAAUAAGAUGAGCCAUCUAUUCAUUAUUCCUAACCUAUAGAAACAAAGCGGGUAUCAUAGGCUAGUUUUCCUUUAAUUCAACAGGAUUCUAAUGAAUGUUUUUAAAAAGUUCUUGGAUCUAAACAAGGAUCGAAAGAUGGGAGUGGAGAAGAAGAUGAUAGAAUUGUUGCAAGUGAUAUAAAACCCUCUAAGAUUAGAAGAUAAUCUCGUUUAAAGGAUACUGAAUCACCAUAAUCUCUUAAAUUUUCACUGAUCAUAAGUCAAUAAAGCAGAUUAAAAUAAAGUUGGGAUGCAAUAAUUUUUAUAGUAUUAAUGUAUCAUAAUACGAUUUAUUAGAUAUGUUUGUAUAUUUACACCAUAUAAGAUGGCAUUUAUAGAUGAUGGAGAAUUUCUUGAAUGGGAUUAUUUCGAUAAUUCUAUUGAUUAUUUAUUUAUGGCUGAUAUAAUCUGUACAUUCUUAUGUUCUUAUUAUGAUGAAGAGAAUAAUAUAAUAAAAGAUCCUAAAUUAAUUGCUAUCAACUAUUUAAAAGGUUGGUUUACAGUAGAUUUAAUAGUAUAUUUAUGAUAAAUAAUAAUUAGUCUUGUUUUCCAUUUUAAUUCAUAUUUUAAGAUUAUAAUAAAUCAAGUAAUAUAGCAAGAUUAUCAAAAUUACCUAAAAUAUAUAGAGUUAUAAAAAUGGUUAAAAUAUUUAGAAUGAUUUAAUUGAAGGAUGUCUAAUAUAUAAAGGUGAUUAAUAUUAAUAUAGGAAGUGAAAGAUUUUUUUAUGCAUUUAUUUUAUUGAUAUUUAGUUGUCAUGUUACUGGAUGCAUUUGGUUUUUCAUAGCCUCUUUAUCUGAAGAUCCUGAUUGGGAAUAUAAUUUUAUAUCAGGAUAUGAUUAAUAUAUAUUAUCCUUAUAUUGGGCAGUAUAAACUAUAUUAACAGUUGGAUAUGGUGAUGUAAAAGUAUAUAAGUGGCCAUCAUUUUUAUUUGCAAUAUUUUGGAUGUUAGUAUCAGUAUAUAUAUUUUCUUUUGCUGUUGGUUCUUUAGCAUCAUUUUUAGAUAGAAUGGAUCAUGCAAAUUCUAUUUAUGUUCAUAGAGUUUCAACUUUGAAAAAUAUUAAGAAAGAAUUUCAUAUAUCAAAUGCUAUCUUUUAAAAAGUAAAAAAAGAAUUAAAAUCAGGUAAGAAAAAUUUAUUAUUGAAUUAUAAUACACUUUUAGAGGAUUUACCUCCUUAAUUAAGAGUUGAAUUAUCAUUUAUAAUGAAUAAAUAAUUAUAAGAGGAAAUUAAAUAUUUUCAAGAUAAAGCACCUACAUUUAUAGCAGCUAUAGGACCUGUUUUAACACCAUUAAAAGUAGGAGCUCAUGAAUAUUUAUUUAUGACUGGUGAUAAUGCAGAAGAAAUAUAUUUUGUUAAAAGUGGAAAGCUUGCUUUAGUGAUUCCAGAUAAUGAUAAUUUUAAAUUUUUAAUGAUAAAACCUGGAUCUUAUUUUGGUGAAAUAGAUAUAUUGUUUUAUGGAGAAAAAAGAAAAUAUACAAUUAUGACAACAAAAAAAUGUGAAUUUUAUGUACUAUCAAAAAAACAUUUUAAACUCAUAUAUUUAAAUUAAUUUAGAGAUGAAGGAUCUAAAAUGAUUAAGGAUGCUUAAAAAAGAAAAUAAAUGAUUAAAUUAGCAUAUGAAGAAGCUUUAUAAUUUAUUGAAGUUCAUGGUGAAAAACAUUUUAAAAGAAAUUAAUAACAUUCAUCUUAAACAAUUUAACUUAAACAUAUGAAUUCAGUUUCAAGUUCUAAAAGUCCAUAAGAAAGUAAUUAUUUAUAAUUAUAUUUUAAGUGUCAGUUUCAAAUUAAAAAUUCUAAUUAGAAAAAAUCAUUUAAGAAGAAAAUGAAGAUGAUGAUCAAGAGAGAGAAACUGAAGCUUUUAUGUCAUUAAUGGAUAGAUAAUAAUUUAGAAAAAAAAUUACUCAACUUGAAAAAUAAAUCUUAUUAAAAGAUUAAACUAUUUAAGCUAUAUAAUAAGAACUUGAUGAAUUAAUGACUGAAAUCUAAUUAAAAAAUUUGGAUGCCUUAUAAGAAAAAAUUAAAGUACCCAAAACAUUUGAAGAACAUUUAUAAUAAAGACGUUUUUUAAAAGCCAAUUAAAAACUUAAAGAAAAAUUGAACAAAAGAAAAAGUAGGAAAGUUUCAUUACGUUUCUCAUUUAAGUAAACAACUUCCCUAAGUGGGUCAGAAAAUAAUUGUCAUUCACUCUCUCCUUUAAAAUUAGAUUUUGAAUAAGAUUGA
Messenger RNA from Paramecium primaurelia, 2424 nucleotides. The record is from the annotation of a GenBank genome assembly. NCBI's taxonomy places the organism in Eukaryota, Ciliophora, Oligohymenophorea, Peniculida, Parameciidae.